AUGAACAAGGCCAUUAUCCCGAAUCCGGAGAAUCAGAUCUUUCAGAAGGCGGCCAACUUCGCAGGAUGGUUUGUGCCAGGUAGCGCAGGUAUCGGCCUCAUGGCAGGUCAGAUAGGUGUGGGUAUUGGUGCGGCUUUUGGACAUGCAUCCAUGGUCGCCAAAACACUGUCGAAGGCCAACUUGGAGCUCUUUAUCCCCAAAGGUCUCGAGAUAUGCAUUGGACACACAAAAGAUCUCAACAACGAGACUGGCGUCUCGGCGUCUUCCGGGGGAUUCAGGGGCAGCAAUGAUCCCGAGACUCGGCUGGCAGAGUACGGCAACUCAGUCGCGCCUCUGUCGGUGGUCUAUCCACGCCAGCAAAACAUUGGCCGACAGGACCCUAUCGCCAUGCUCGCCCGCGGAAUCGGCAGCCGUGACAACCAGAAGAAGAUUGGCAAGGCGAACAAGGAUGCACAGAAAGGAAAGAAGUCGAAGAAGGGUGAUUCGUUGGAGGGUGAUGUCAAAUGGCUUAUGGUCAGAAAGGCCACCCCGGACAGUGUCGCCCACUGGAAGCAGACGCUCCGGCAGAGUGAGGCCGCUUUAGCUGAGGAAAGAGCACAAGCAAACGGGCGAUAA
Zasmidium cellare ATCC 36951 is the source of this 615-nucleotide messenger RNA. RefSeq lists its product as uncharacterized. The transcript has 4 exons. The coding region runs from base 1 to 615 and encodes 204 amino acids. The record is from RefSeq and is a predicted model, not a curated record. NCBI's taxonomy places the organism in Eukaryota, Fungi, Ascomycota, Dothideomycetes, Mycosphaerellales, Mycosphaerellaceae.